AUGUUUAGCGUCAAGGCAAUUAUAGUACCACUAGCAGGCCUAGGUAUUGUAUGCUGGGCCAUAGCCGCCAACAAGGGGGUUUCCGCAGAUAAGCUGGUGGAUGAGUCGAAGCGAGAAUCAACUUCCAUAUUUGCAUGGGCACUUGUUUCUCAGCUCAAUGCUGUUUUAGGCACCAACUCGGCGUUGAUUGUUACAGUCCCCGAUCUUGCUCGGUAUUCAACAACUCGAAACGCCCAGGUAUAUGGGCAGGCUCUCGGGUUACCUCUAUCUCAAACUAUAUGCGCAGCAUUUGGAAUUAUCACCACGGCUGCGGUGAAGAACAUGUAUGGAGAAGCAUACUGGAAUCCUUAUGAUCUACUUAAUGGCAUACUUGAUCAUGGCUACACGCCAAAAGCGCGGGCGGGAGUUUUCUUUGCAGCUGCUUCCUGGGCAUUUGCAACUCUUGGAACAUCUAUUGCCUGCAAUGCCGUGCCAUUCGCCGCAGAUAUCACCUGCCUUGCACCAAAAUACGUAAACAUUGUUCGAGGACAGUGUAUUUGGUUGGUCAUUUCCUUAGGCAUCGUGCCAUGGCGCCUUGUUGGUACUGCAAGCAGCUUCCUCCGAUUCCUGACUGGAUACUGCAUCUUCCAGGGCCCCGUUGUCGGAAUUAUGAUGGUCGACUACUUCCUUGUCCGACGAGGAAACCUCUACUUACCGGAUCUAUAUCGCCACUCAUCUACCGCGAGAUACUACUUUACCAAGGGGUUCAACCUUCGUGCCUUUGCUGCAUUCGUCAUUGGUGCCUUGCUCCCCCUACCAGGUCUGAUAGGCAGUUUUGGCAACCCCGUGUCCAGCGCGGCAGAUCAUAUGUUUUCUCUCGGCUGGGUACUUAGCUUUUUGGUUGGUGGUCUUGCAUACUGGGCUCUCUGUGUGGUGUUCAAGGUUCCUGGUGAAGACACGCAUUAUGGGUUUGAGGAGAAGGUGGGAGAGGCAGAGGAGAUGGUAUGUCAAGGUGGCGACGAGUAUUCUCCCUCCUUUGAAGAGAAGGCGGACCCAGCUUCACCAGCUGAGGAGAUUGAGCAGAUACGGGCAUCAUGUCCAUAG
Messenger RNA from Arthroderma uncinatum, 1083 nucleotides. RefSeq names its product uracil permease. Gene Ontology annotation, molecular function: nucleobase transmembrane transporter activity. Lineage: Eukaryota; Fungi; Ascomycota; Eurotiomycetes; Onygenales; Arthrodermataceae. The record is from RefSeq and is a predicted model, not a curated record. Gene Ontology annotation, cellular component: plasma membrane. The transcript has 3 exons. Gene Ontology annotation, biological process: transmembrane transport; nucleobase transport. Bases 1 to 1083 code for a protein of 360 amino acids.